This is a messenger RNA of Rhipicephalus sanguineus (brown dog tick), 808 nucleotides long. RefSeq names its product transmembrane protein 165. NCBI's taxonomy places the organism in Eukaryota, Metazoa, Arthropoda, Arachnida, Ixodida, Ixodidae. Gene Ontology annotation, biological process: manganese ion transmembrane transport; calcium ion transmembrane transport; Golgi calcium ion transport. The record is from RefSeq and is a predicted model, not a curated record. The transcript has 6 exons. The coding region runs from base 89 to 709 and encodes 206 amino acids. Gene Ontology annotation, molecular function: calcium ion transmembrane transporter activity; manganese ion transmembrane transporter activity. Gene Ontology annotation, cellular component: Golgi apparatus.
CCGUUUUUAUUAUAUACGAGGCCUGGCCCCAAUCAUCCAAUUGUCGUAGAAUUAACGAGCUACAGGAGUGACGAUCGCCGGAAAAAGGAUGGAUUCCCAAACUCUUGCAAUAGCCACCAUGAUCAUAUUUUCCGAAAUGGGAGACAAGACAUUCUUCAUUACGGCGCUGAUGGCCAUGAAGCACUCCAAGACAUCCGCCAUUGCAGGGGCGCUGUCGGCCAACGCACUAAUGUCUGUCUGUUCAGCUAUGAUUGGUUCAAUCGCCUCCGUCAUGCAGAAGGACUACACACAUUACCUAUCCGUGAUUCUUCUGGUUAUUUUCGGCUCCAGGAUGAUUGCUGAAGGUUAUGCUAUGGAAAAAAGCCAAACUAAGGCUGUUAUCCAGGAAGCUGAAAACGAGACGUCUGAAGCAAACAGCAGCUGGACAAAGGUUGCGGGCAACUCUGCGCUCGUACAGACGUUCCUUUUGACAUUUUUGGGAGAAUGGGGCGAUAGGUCGCAGAUCUCUACGAUCGCUCUCGCAGCCAAUGAGAGCGUCACGAAAGUUGCUGCGGGCGCCAUCUUGGGCCACGCGGUGUGCAUCUUGGUUGCUGCCUACGGCGGAUGCCUGAUAGCAAACAGGAUGUCCUUGCGUUCAGUUACUCUUCUUGGUGGCUGCGUCUUCUUACUGCUAGCCUGCUCGAACGUCAUUAUGGGUCCCACAGUAUGACAACUGCAUGGCACCACGCGCGCUUCCCCAUCAUUUCCAUUGUGUGUUUUAUUCGCCGCCAAUUAAACUCAUUUGCGCCCUUUCCAGUGCUGCAGCCUU